Didymella exigua CBS 183.55 is the source of this 1247-nucleotide messenger RNA. NCBI's taxonomy places the organism in Eukaryota, Fungi, Ascomycota, Dothideomycetes, Pleosporales, Didymellaceae. The record is from the annotation of a RefSeq genome assembly.
GAACGAUGCUCUUGGUGUUGCCUGGCUCAAGCAAGUGUUUGAUCGCCAUACAAGAGUGAGGGCGCGAGGGAAGUACAGACUCUUGAUCCUUGAUGGCCACGGCAGCCACGUCACGCAGGCCUUUAUUGAAUACGCUCAUGCCAACAAGAUUCUGCUACUUAUAUUCCCUCCGCAUGCUACUCACGCGCUUCAGCCGCUUGAUGUGGCGUGCUACAGGCCGUUGGCGCAGCACUACUCUGAUGAGCUCCUUCAUCGCGGCCACACCACCGAGGGGUGGGUACCUGUGGCUCAGGCUGACUUCUUCCCGCUUUUUUGGGCAGCGUGGAAGAAGACCUUCACUAAAGACCUUGUUGUACAGGCCUUCAAGUGCACUGGGAUUCACCCACCAGAUGCCAACGUCGUGCUCAAGAAGUUCAGAAACCCAACACCAAAGUCGCCCAGCACGACCCCAGAGCCUACUCAGCUUCAGCCUGCACCAGAAUCACCUAGUUGGCGCAAGACGUCGCGGCUUCUCAAGCGUGCAAGAGAAGAUAAUGUACCUGGUGCUGCUGAGGCAGUUGAUCAAGCCCUUCACCAACUCCACGUGCGAUUAGAGAUCUCAGAGGCUAGGGUUGACGGCCUAGAAGAGGCUCUGAAGGCUAAUAAGAAUAAGAAGAGGAAGCGGAAGGUACUACCUUUGCAACCUAUCGAUGGUAAUGAGGGUGGUGGUGCGGUUCUCUGGAGUCCUUCACGCAUUGAGCGCGCAAAGCAAGAACUCCAGGCAAAAGAGGACCUUGAGCGCGCUGCAGAGGCAGCAAAAGCUACUAAGAAGGAGCUUCAACACCAGAAGAAGAUUAUUCAAGCAAAGGAGAAGGAGGAUAAGCGUGUAGAGCGAGAGAAGAAGAAGGUAUUGACUGCUAAGGCACAGGCUGCGAAGCGCGCUCAAACUGAGGCUCGUAAAGAGGAGGCAAAGCACAAGAGCAACGCAAAAAAAAGUACUCAAUUGCCUGAACAGGCUAAGAGCAAGGCCUCACAGAAAUCUCAGUCAAAAGUAACAAAGAAUCGUGGUGGUAGUGCCGUGCGUAGUCAGCGGGUGCCUCACAGGUCGCCCUCACCACCACCACCUACCACGGCAUCUACUAGCCGCACCACGCGUCCUCCCAGAAAACUGUGGUAGCUAAAAGUUUCGCAAAAGUCUAUUUAGUAAUCUACCAAAUCAUCUUGUAAUAGCAGCGUCGUGGUGUUGCUCAAUAAUCUCACUUGUUUCG